Molecule: messenger RNA, 2256 nt
Organism: Macadamia integrifolia
Lineage: Eukaryota; Viridiplantae; Streptophyta; Magnoliopsida; Proteales; Proteaceae
Product: beta-glucosidase BoGH3B-like
Exons: 7
Coding region: 83-2062 (659 amino acids)
Biological process (GO): glucan catabolic process
Molecular function (GO): beta-glucosidase activity
Source: RefSeq, a predicted model, not a curated record
AAAUCUAUAAAUAGAGGGGGUUUCAGAAUCUGAACUCCACAUCCAGUUACUAAUCUUCAUUCACCCAGAAGUCUAAGAAAAUAUGAAGAACACAAAAAUCCAAAGAAGCCAUUGUUCUUCUUCUUUCCUGUUCUAUUCCUUUCUCUUUCUUUUCAUCUUCCCUUCUGUUUCAGCACAGACAGCUCAAGCUCGUUACAAGGAUCCAAGACUCCCGAUCGAAUACCGAAUCUCAGAUCUCCUCUCUCAGAUGACAACUCAAGAAAAGAUCGGCCAAAUGGCCCAAAUCGAUCGCUCCGUCGCCUCUUCUGACGUUCUUAUAGAUCAUUCCAUCGGGAGUGUGUUGCACGGUGUACUAGAGAACGGUCCUCCGCUUCUACCACCAAACGCGACCCCAGCUAUGUGGGCAGACUUGAUCGAUGGGUUCCAGAACUCUGCGAUGUCAGCAAGGCUUGGGAUUCCUAUAAUAUAUGGUACUGACGCAGUUCAUGGUCAUAAUAACAUCGUCGGUGCCACAGUUUUUCCUCAUAACGUCGGCCUUGGAGCUGCAAGGGAUGAGGAUUUAAUGGUGGAGAUCGGAAGAGCCACUGCUUUGGAGGUUCAGGGCACCGGUGCACAGUACGCUUUUGCUCCUUGUGUUGCUGUGUGUAGGGAUCCACGGUGGGGUCGGUGCUAUGAGAGUUACAGUGAAGAUACGCAGAUCGUGAGGAGCAUGUCCAAGAUCAUACUAGGCCUACAAGGCUACCCUACUGACAAUCAUACCCUCGGUUACCCCUUCGUCGCUUCUGGGGGAAAGAACGUCAUGGCAUGUGCAAAACACUACACAGGCGAUGGUGGGACCCAAGGAGGGGUCGACGAGUACAACACGGUAACCACAUAUGACGACCUGUAUGGCAUCCACAUGAUGCCUUAUAUUGAUGCAAUCGCCAUGGGGGUUUCAACUAUCAUGGCUUCUUACUCUAGUUGGAACGGCGUCAAGAUGCACGGCAACCCUUUCCUCCUUACUCGCAUUCUAAAACAAAAGAUGUCCUUCCAGGGUAUGAUCAUAUCAGACUGGGAAGCAAUUGACCGAAUGACCGAUCCACCCGGUUCACACUACAAAGAAAGCCUAAAGGCAGCCAUCAACGCUGGAAUCGAUAUGGUCAUGAUCGCUUACGAUUACCAGCGAUAUCUCACAGACAUGACGGAGCUUGUAUCGUCCGGCGAGAUUCCGAUCAGCAGGAUUGACGAUGCUGUGAGGCGAAUCCUAAGGGUGAAGUUCAUUGCUGGGCUUUUCGAUCGGCCCAUGGCGGAUCGGUCUCUCCAUCCCAUGGUUGGACAUGAGAAACACAGAGAAUUGGCAAGAGAAGCCGUGAGGAAGAGCUUGGUAUUGUUGAAGAACGGAAAGGGAGAGGAAAAGAUGCUUCCUUUGAGCAAGGAUGCACCCAAGAUCCUUGUGGCUGGGUCUCAUGCACACAACAUUGGCUACCAAUGUGGAGGGUGGACUAUAUCAUGGCAGGGCAUCUCAGGCAACACCACCAAAGGAACAACAAUCUUAGAAGGCAUCAAGAAGGCUGUUAGCAAGCAGACCCGGGUCGUGUUCCAAGAAAAACCCAACAAGCAAUUUGUUAACGAGAACCGAGAUUCCUCCUACGCAAUCGUGAUCGUCGGCGAACUCCCAUAUGCAGAGUUCAAAGGCGAUAGCAAAGAGCUCAAGCUAGCACUAGACGGCGAGGAGACUAUCAAGACUCUGUGCAAAGAGGUGAAAUGUGUGGUCAUCAUCGUGUCGGGUCGGCCCGUGGUAAUAGAGCCUUAUGUGGACAUGAUGGAGGGAUUGGUUGCUGCUUGGCUUCCAGGGAGUGAAGCAGGAAAAGGGAUUGCUGAUGUUAUAUUUGGGGAUUAUGAUUUCCAGGGUAGACUUCCAAGGACAUGGUUCCGUCGGGUCGACCAGCUGCCGAUGAAUUUUGGGGAUCCACAUUAUGACCCGCUGUACCCGUUUGGGUAUGGGCUCCAGAUGGGUAUCCAGUCACAGAAAAGAGUCCAUGGUGUUUCAUCUUUCUCUACGUCAUCCUUUUCAUCUAUUUGAUUAAUUAUGGUAUAGAUUACAAUAGAAAAUUUGUACAUAAAGGGCUAUGUAGGGUUUAGAAGGGUAAGCUUGUAGUAUUCUAGCUACAAGGUCAAAUGUUCUUCAACAGUAGCUUGAAUCAUCAUAUGAUGAAGGAUUUUAGUUCAUAUUGUAUCAAACUUUGUCUCAAUAAAAGUGCUAUCAUGUUUGUGCAA